ACAUGAUUUCUUCUGGUAUGGCAAUGGUAUAUACUUUUAAUUAUGUUGUAAACUGAUUGAAACUAUAUAUUAGGUAAGUAUUGAAAAGAUGGAAAUGGGUGAAGAGGUAUACACAUUAGAUGGAGCUGUGGAUCGACAUGGUCGACCUGCUAUUAGAGCCAGAACUGGAACUUGGGUUUCUGUAAUUCUACUCUUGGUUAACCAAGGGUUGGCAACGUUGGCAUUCUUUGGAGUCGGGGUGAACCUGGUGCUAUUUUUAACGAGGGUGCUCGGCCAAGACAAUGCAGCCGCCGCUGCAAACGACGUCAGCAAAUGGCUUGGGACGGUCUACGUUUUCUCUCUCCUCGGUGCCUUCCUUAGUGACUCUUACUGGGGAAGGUACAAGACUUGUGCCAUAUUCCAAGCUAUCUUUGUUGUUGGAUUGGUAUUGUUAUCGGUUUCAUCCUCUGUGUUCUUACUCAAACCCCGCGGCUGCGGUGAUGAACGAACUCCGUGCGGAUCUCACUCCACUUUCCAUAUCGUCUUCUUCUACUUAUCGGUAUACCUUGUAGCCCUAGGAAAUGGAGGUUACCAGCCGAACAUAGCCACCUUCGGGGCUGAUCAGUUUGAUGAGGAACACCCUAAAGAAGGGAAAUCAAAAGUAGCCUUCUUUAGCUACUUCUAUUUGGCUUUGAACCUUGGAUCACUCUUUUCAGAUACUGUUUUGGGCUACUUUGAGGAUCAGGGCAUGUGGCCACUUGGAUUUUGGGCAUCCACUGCCUCUGCCUUUUUGGCACUAGUCCUCUUUCUGAUUGGGACACCCAGGUAUAGACACUUCGAACCCAAGGGCAACCCUCUCUCGAGGUUUUGCCAAGUAUUGGUUGCUGCAACAGGAAAAUGGAAGGCUAAGACGAAUCAAGGAGAAGAGAAUUUGUUUGAAGGGGAUAAAAUGGAAUCUGCCUUGAAUGGUGACAGAAAGAUACUCCAUACAGAUGGUUUCAGAUUUUUGGAUAAAGCAGCAAUUAUGACACCCAAAGAUCACUCCUCCAAGCAAGAUAAAAACUUUUACGGUCGCAAUCCAUGGCGUCUCUGCACAGUAACACAAGUUGAAGAAGUGAAAUGCAUACUGAAACUCCUCCCAAUUUGGCUAUGCACCAUACUUUACUCCGUCGUCUUCACUCAAAUGGCAUCUCUCUUCGUCGAACAAGGCACCGCCAUGAAAACCAACAUUUCCGAUUUCAACAUCCCGGCGGCUGGCAUGUCUAGCUUCGACAUACUCAGCGUGGCGAUGUUCAUUUUCCUUUACAGGUUUGCUCUUGACCCCAUUGUUGCAAAAAUAAAGUCUGAACCAAAGGGUCUCACCGAGCUUCAAAGAAUGGGGAUCGGCCUUGUUAUAGCUAUACUAGCAAUGGUCGCAGCUGGUGUAGUGGAAGUGUGGAGAUUGAAUGACGCAAAAAAAGACUGCCCCAACUGUGUAAACGCAAGCUCUUUGAGCAUAUUCUGGCAAAUCCCACAGUACAUGCUGAUCGGAGCAUCGGAGGUGUUCAUGUACGUCGGUCAAUUGGAGUUCUUUAACGGACAAGCACCGGAUGGUUUAAAGAGCUUUGGGAGUGCACUUUGCAUGACAUCAAUAUCACUUGGAAAUUACGUAAGUGAUUUGCUGGUGACAAUCGUUAUGAAAGUAUCGAGAAAAGAUGAUCUGCCUGGAUGGAUCCCUAGCAACCUUAACAAUGGUCAUUUGGAUCUGUUUUUCUUCAUGCUAGCAGCUUUGACAUCGGUUGAUCUUGUGAUCUACGUAAUAUGCGCUAAGUGGUAUAAAUAUAUUGAGUUUGAAAGAAUAAAUGGAGCAGAUGGUAAUGGCGAUGAUGGGCAGACAGAAGCGGCGGCUGAGCAUAGCGUUUAAGGUCGCAUACAGUGGCAACCAGGGAUGGAUCAAGUCGGCCGGUGAGGUUACUCGUCCAUAAAAUUUUUAUAAAUUCAUCUUUUAAUAUAGAAUUAUGAGA
Molecule: messenger RNA, 1982 nt
Organism: Hibiscus syriacus
Lineage: Eukaryota; Viridiplantae; Streptophyta; Magnoliopsida; Malvales; Malvaceae
Product: protein NRT1/ PTR FAMILY 7.2-like
Exons: 4
Coding region: 89-1882 (597 amino acids)
Biological process (GO): transmembrane transport
Cellular component (GO): membrane
Molecular function (GO): transmembrane transporter activity
Source: RefSeq, a predicted model, not a curated record